ACUGGCUCAAACUGGCCGACUCUUCGUUGAAAAGGAUGCUCCUUAUAAUUUACACUUAUCCUUUGAACCGUGACCUAAAGGAAGCUUGCCUUACUCACUCGAAGAGUGACAUAACCAGUAAACAGAAACUCAAAGAACGCGCAUUUUAAACCUGAUAUCAUCGAUUAACGAGAAAACAGCUCACAGCUCAUUUCAUUCAGUGAGUGAACCGCGCGGUGCAGCGUUCAAUUGUUUGUCACGACACAUGUGCGAAGUCUCGCCGAAGCUUCGACUGCGUCCUCCAUGUUACGAAUCAAAUUUAAUGUCAGAUCGACGGCAGAUAGAAGAUCGGAUCAGGUCCAGGGACAAAAUGAGGGCCAUGCGAAGGGGAAUAGACCGGCUUUGGUCGUUCGCUCCUUGCUGCAGUCUUUCCUCAGAGGCCUUGGCCGCUUUAUACAGCGAAGAUGUGGAACUGUAAUUAUGCUUGGUUUCCUUCUAUUGAUCAUAUCAGCGAUCGGAUUGAUCAAAGCAGAAUUGGAAACAAAUGCUGAGAAUCUGUGGAUUGAAGUGGAUGGUCGCCUGGAAAAAGAGCUAUUGUACACUAAAAAAGCCCUUGGAGAAGGCUAUGGUGGCACACAUGAACUGCUGAUUCAAACGCCAAAUAUCAAAGGGACAAAUAUCCUUUCUGUGCAGGCCAUGAAACGACACUUGGAUGUUUUGAUGAGAGUUACAAAUAUAUCAGUGGAAUUGUUUGACCAGACAUGGACACUGAAAGAUAUUUGUUAUACUCUAAGUCUUCCACCAUUAGAUGAUAAUAUGGGACUUGACAGUAUUAUUCAGCAGCUUCUGCCCUGUGUCAUAAUAACACCUCUGGAUUGUUUCUGGGAAGGAGCAAAACCACUUGGUCCACACAACAAAGUGAACCUUGGGUCAACAUUCCCUGACAUCAAGUGGAAAAGUUUGAAUCCCAUUGAAUUAGUAGAACAUAUAUAUGAGUUUUAUCCAUCAAUGAAUGAGAAGUUGAUGGGACUGCUGAAUGAGGCUGGAAUAUCAAGUGGUUAUAUGAAGAAACCCUGCCUUGACCCAUUUGAUCCAGAGUGUCCCCAUACAGCACCAAAUUACAGGAAGGAGAAACCAGAUAUAGGUGUAGAGGUGACUGAUGGCUGCCAGGGAUUUGCAACAAAGUAUCUUGAUUGGCCUGAAGAGCUCAUUGUAGGGGGAGUGACAAAGAAUAGAACUGAUUUUGUCAGAAGUGCUGAGGCAUUGCAGAGUAUUGUUUUGUUGAUGGGUAAACAACAAAUGUUCACUCACUGGCAUGGAGCAGCAAAAGUCCAGCACUUAGAACAGCAGUGGUCAGAAGAUGAAGCUUCUCAAGUUUUGGAAGCGUGGAAGCGCGAGUUCACAAAGACAGUCAACUUGGUUGAUCAAAGUGGAGAAGACUCAGAGGUCCUAGCUUUUUCUUCCACUUCGUUUAAUGAUCUCCUGAAGGACUUUUCCAAGACAAGCUACUCCAAAGUGGCAAUUGGCUAUGCACUUAUGCUCUUAUAUGCAUGUGUAACCCUGAAACACUGGACCAAUGCAGUAGACUCUCAUGGUGCUCUUGGUUUUGCUGGUGUCCUGUUAGUGACUGUGGCUGUUGCAUCAGGGCUUGGAUUUUGUUCUUUUGUCAAUAUCAAAUUUAACGCUGCUUCCACCCAGAUCUUGCCAUAUCUUGCUUUGGGUCUGGGAGUGGAUGACAUGUUCCUGCUGGCUCACACAUAUGCAUCUACCAGAGAUAAAACCAAAGAACCAGCAGCAUAUUGCCUUGGAAGCACAGGGGUCAGUGUAUUCUUGACCUCUUUUAACAAUAUGUUUGCUUUUUUUAUGGCGGCACUGAUACCGAUUCCAGCCCUGAGGUCAUUUUCUUUACAGGCUGGCAUUGUGGUCCUGUUCAAUUUUUUUGCUGUCAUAGUAAUAUUUCCUGCUAUGAUAGUGAUUGACAGAAGCAGAAGGAAAAGUGGCAAAUAUGAUCUGCUCUGCUGUAUUGAAAGGAGGACAGAGCCUCAGAGAAUUUCGAUAACACCCAGUACAACAGGGCAUGACAGUGAUCUUGUGCUUCACCGGUAUCACAACUCCUGCAACUCUAUGUCAGACAUUUCUGUGCUGCAAGGUCUUAGUGGGACAGUUAUACUUCCUGGUAAUAUUCAGGCCACUGCGUCACAGACACUGCAUUUCCCUAAUGUGGUGACAGUUCAAGCAUCAGCAUCAGCUGAAGUGGGUAACACCCCUUUGACAGAACGUCUGCGACACAAGAGGGGUUGUCCCAGUAGAGAUAGACAAAUGACAGAAUCAAGUGAUUUUGAACUGUCAGCUUUGGGUAAUAUACGCAGUAGUAAUGGGGUGGGUAAUGCAAAGGCUAAAGCCGGUGCUUCAGCAAAUGUCGUGCAAGUUCAGUUGGGCAGAUCCUUGGAUACAGAGCAGCAAGAUGGUCAUGAUUUUAACACCAGGCCUUCUAGUCACCAAGGUCUUAAUAAAUCAUUUGCAAUCUACUCAGAACAAACACCAGCUGACAGUUGCACCUGUGGAGAGGCUGGCCCUGAUCUGCGAGGUAGAAGACGCACUUACAAGGGACAGUCAAAGGACAUCAUUGAUGAAAAUGCUGUUGUGUUAGCUUCCAGAGGGGAAAGCAAGAUCCGAACACUACCACCAACAAAUACACCAAGAAAUGUUCAGUUUCAGGUGUCAGCUAAUGCUGCAGCAAAUGGAGAAUCCACAGUGGCUACUGCUGAAUGUUCUUCAGUCCAAGACUUAAUGAGGACAAGGAGCUCAAACUCAAGAUCAUCCCCAGGGCUUGAUUCAAUGUGGAGGGCCUCAACCAAUCGAAGCAUGUCAGACCCAGAUUUAGAGUCAAACAGGUGGAAUAUGGUGAAAGAGAAGCUCCAGGUUCUGUCGUUGUCUUACUUUGCCAAAGAGUACUAUGGUCCAUGGUUACAAAAGAUGCCAGUCAAGAUUUCUGUCCUUUUUGUGUUUGCCUGUGUCUUUGCUGCUGGUGUGUAUGGCUGUAUGAAAGUAGAGGAGGGCUUGGAUUUGACUGAUGUGGUUCCACGGAAGAGCCCUGAACACAAGUUUGUGAAAGCGCAGUUUGAGUACUUCUCCUUCUACCAGAUGCAAAUUGUGACCAAAGGAGGCUAUGAUUAUCCUAAUGGACAGGAGCUCUUGCUCAAAUUUCAUGAGGCCUUCAAGAAGAUUGACAACAUCAUAAAAACCCCAGAGGGGGAAUUACCACUAUUCUGGCUCAUGUAUUUUAGAGACUGGCUCAAAGAUCUGCAGAAGGCAUUUGACAAAGACUGGGAGGAAGGAAGAAUAACUUAUGCAGGAUGGCACAAAAAUGCAUCUGACUAUGGAGUGAUGGCAUUCAAGUUGUUAGCACAAACUGGAGAAAAAGAGAUGGCAAACAAAUCCAUAGUUCGAAGUGUCAGGUUGGUCAACGAAGAUGGAAUCAUUAGACCAGAGACCUUUUACAAGUACCUGAUGGUCUGGUAUAACAUGGACCCCAUUGGGUACACUUACUCACAGGCAAAUAUCAGACCAGAACCAGAAGAGUCUUGGUACAACAAGAGGAGUACACAAGACUACAGUGCAAUGCGAGUUGAACCACCAGCACCAGUGAUCAACUUCUCUUACAUUCCAUUCAAGCUGAUCAAUCUCCGAGAGACAAAAGACUUCAUUCAUGUUAUCAAGAGUGUUCGUGCCUUGUGUGAAGAAUUUGAAAAAGCUGGUUUGCCUAAUUACCCAAGUGGCAUUCCGUUCAUAUUCUGGGAGCAGUACAUUUGGCUUGGGAAGCAUCUUAUGACUGCAGUUGCCAUUGUUCUGUCUGCAAGUUUCGUGGUUAUGGCUGUUAUUCUGUGUAACUUCUGGGCUGCGAUGCUGAUUGUAAUUGUCUUGGUGAUGAUAACAGUUGAAGUGUACGGCUUCAUGGGUUUGGCUGGUAUAAAACUCAGUGCUGUACCUGCUGUGACACUUAUUCUGUCUGUUGGAGUUGGAGUGGAGUUUACUGUACACAUGUGUAUGAAAUUUUUGACCAGUACGGGCGACCGUAACCAGCGAAUGCAGAGAGCUGUGGAAUAUGUUUUUUCUCCUGUUGUGGAUGGCGCCGUCUCCACGCUUCUGGGCGUCAUUAUGCUUGCAGGAUCAGACUUCGAUUUCAUAGUCAGAUAUUUCUUCAACCUGUUGGCGGCACUUAUCGUCAUUGGAACUCUCAACGGUUUGGUAUUUCUGCCUGUGUUGUUGUCUCUGGCAGGGCCUGGGCCUGAGAUUGAAGAGGUUCGCCCUCCAGGUACGGCUUCAUCUACUGCUUCCAACGGAGAGUUACUACCAAGCUCCACGUGUAGGCAGAGAACUCCCCGCUCCGACUCCGAGGUUUGUAUCAUGGAAACUAUCCCUAAACAACAGGAGAAGUCAUCAAGUUCCGGGGGGAGACGUACGCGUCAUAAGAGGAUUCCGCAUAAGAGCAACAGGCGUUCAAAUCGGAGCAGGACUCCCACUGUGGAUUCUGAUUCGUCAAGCUCGACUGUGACUCGUGUUACAGCUCGGGCCACGGUCACAGUCGAAGUACAUACCGAGCAGGUUUCCACUGAGAGAUCGGCGUACCAGAAUUUCCGAAGUGGCGGUGCCCAAGCCGGGCCGAUCCGUAGUGAAAGGGAGAUUGACGAGGAGGAUUUGCAAGUAACAAAUCUGGAAGAGUACGAGGAUGAUGUGAAAAGAUAGGCGUCAGAAAACCAUUGGAAAUGUCAGAUGAAGGUAUUAUCUAAACUCCUUCCAUAGGAAAACACGCGAGACGUGGGUGCGUGGGUGAAGAGUGCGCGCGGCGCGAGUAACCUGCAGCAGCAUUGACCAAGAACGAGAAGUUGGUGCAGUUAUUCACCAAGAACUUCGUGACAUUUUUUGUAAAGAUAAAACCAGUAAAACCGGAUUUUACUGGAUUGUACCAAACUGUUAUUGGACAAGAAAGGGUUAGCUUUACGUUGGAGAUCUCAGUCUUAAUUAUUCUAAUUUAGAACCGAAUACAAACAUUAUUCGAAUUAUUUAUAUUUGGUGUACAAAGUUCGAAGGUGUAAUUAUGCAUUUACGUGCCAACUGGGCCCAUGUUAUCCUAUUAUAUCGUGUAAUCUACGUCUUGUGUAGAGUUUGCAGUAUUUAUAGUAGAAAAGUGGAGAAGAAGCGGUCACUCGCUACAACCUCGACUUAUAAAGAGAUGUUUGGUUAAUUUAGCCCGCUAUGUUCUGUAUCUACUGGAGCAGUAUGAACCCAGGAAACGUUAUAUUCAGUGGAUUAAAGACUUCUUUUUCGUUACCUCAGUGGAGGGUUUGAUGUGUUCGUCAUACUGUAGAAGUUGGUCACCAUCAUUUCAGCAGCUAAAUGCCCUCAUCUGGGGAUAUUCGCUGUUGGGGGUAUGUGGCUCCAACUUGUUAGUUUAUGGGUGAGAUUUUAGUGUGUUAGUAAAUCUAAGUAUACUUCACUGGAGGAGAUGUGAUUGAAACCUGAGGUGGUUGUCUUAAGCGUGAUAACCGUGGUUUUAUCGGGUCCGAUCUUCUCAAAUACCUUUCUUCUCGAAGUAGGAUCAAUGCCUCCUUUUCCGAACAGAGGCUGGUUGCCUUGGCGACGGCUGUGUUGACAAAGCGGUGUUCUCCUUCGUGUGAUUUUCUUAAUCUAGAUGUCGCACCUUACAAUGUCUCCGAGUUGUUUGCUUUCAUUAAGAUAGCACAAAGUUAAGUGCCUACAGUUUGAUGGUGAGGAUCCAGAUAUAGAGCGAUUUUCAAUGAAGUGUCCAAAGUAAUCUGGAAUUGCAUUGAUUUUGCUUUGCUUUGUGCCGUGAUUGGUCUGGAAACUCGAGCCUCCAUCUUAAACCCAUUACUCGCCUUUUUCCCGCGCACAAGGCAGUUUGCUUAUUCCAAUCCUGAACUCUUAUAUGCUCACUGCGAUAGUUUCCUUUGCUUUAAUUGGCUGUUGUGAUUACGAUGGGUUUAGUCUUAUGACGUUCAAUCGAAAAGCGCUCUAUAGGGUCGUUUACGUAGGUUACAUGCCAUUUUGUGAUAAGGGGUGGAUUAGCCCUAUGAUAUAGUCAAUCCCGUAUCAGUUGUAUAUCUUUUUUUAAAGCAGUAGCCCGUAAGUUAUUUAUUUAAUCCUUAUUACAUUGGAAUAGCUUUAGUAAUCAGUCUUGCUUCUUGAGGCGUUCGUACUCGAGGGACAUACGGGAUUUGACCCCUAAAGUGACAUCAGGGACUCCCCGCUAUUAUGUGACGUUAUCAAAACGUACUGCCCAUGAAGUGUAAGUAGAAGUUCCUCGGUAGUCCUCAUUGCAGCAGUUGUUUGUUUGUGUCACGACGUGACAUGACGCUGGUGCAGGGAGCUCUUAGCGUAAUCGGCAUAAACGAAAGCUGCGAAAGAGGUUACUGUAAGGGAGAAAAGAGUUGAACAAAGAACAUAGAACUACUGUUUACUAAAGCUAACACUUAGGUCGAUUGUUUAGGACUCCAGACGGCAUAAUCUGAUAUACCGGUAUAUACACGAAGUAUUAUCCCGUUCGUCAUUCUAGUCGCUGGCCAAGAGUAUUGAGUCAUGGGCCAACGAACAAAUGUUAAAUUAUUAUCACUGAUAAACACUGUUGGAUAUUUAAUGAAUAAAGUUUCGUUGAAUCUUA
Pocillopora verrucosa is the source of this 6658-nucleotide messenger RNA. Its product is annotated as protein patched homolog 1-like. Gene Ontology annotation, cellular component: plasma membrane. NCBI's taxonomy places the organism in Eukaryota, Metazoa, Cnidaria, Anthozoa, Scleractinia, Pocilloporidae. The record is from RefSeq and is a predicted model, not a curated record. Gene Ontology annotation, biological process: negative regulation of smoothened signaling pathway. Gene Ontology annotation, molecular function: hedgehog family protein binding; hedgehog receptor activity; smoothened binding.